Metarhizium acridum CQMa 102 is the source of this 2043-nucleotide messenger RNA. RefSeq lists its product as uncharacterized. Gene Ontology annotation, biological process: amine metabolic process. Lineage: Eukaryota; Fungi; Ascomycota; Sordariomycetes; Hypocreales; Clavicipitaceae. Gene Ontology annotation, molecular function: primary methylamine oxidase activity; quinone binding; copper ion binding. The record is from RefSeq and is a predicted model, not a curated record.
AUGAGUGUUAAACACCCCUUGGAUUUGCUUUCCGCGGAUGAAAUUCGGAUCGCCAGCGCGGCUAUUAGACGCGCGCGUAAAAGUCCUUUGUUUUUUCGGAACAUCUUCAACCUUGAGCCUCCCAAGGCCCAGCUCAUCCCUUUUCUCGACACAGAGCAUGCGGGCACUCUCUGUGCAGGCACCCCCCGACCCCCUCGUCGCGCUCGUGCUCAGUACGACGUGAUUGAGCAUGAUGGGAACCGAUAUUACAUGGAAUCCACCAUAGACCUGGCUACAGGCGAAGAGGUAGACAAGCGGCGCCUCCACCCAAAACAACGAGCCUCGUUUACCGUCGACGAGUUCCAAGAGUUCAUUGACCAUGCCCUCGCCAGCCCGAUAUUCCAGAGCGCCGUGGCAGAGAUGGAACUUCCGUCUGGCUGGGAGGUGGCCAUUGACCCCUGGCCAUAUGGCGGCUCGGAUUUUGGAGACGACUACACCACUCGCUUGACGCAGCUAUUCUGCUUUGCUAGAGACAUGACCAAGGGCAAUGAUGACGUGAAUCAUUACUCCUUCCCACUCCCCAUCUGCGCCGUCAUGGACACAGCCACCAAGCAACUUGUUCGUGUCGAACGGCUCCCCACGGGAGGGCAUGGUGACCAAGAUGAUGAUUUUGCUGUGAAAAUCAUUGGACCCGGUUUUGCUGCCCCCAAGAAGCCCACGGAGCACUGCGGACCGGCAGAUUAUGUGCCAGAGAUGCUCACUCAGCCGGUGCGCUCCGACUUGAAACCGCUGAAUGUGCUACAGCCAGAGGGCGCCUCCUUCACCGUGACGGACAACAGCCUGCUGGAGUGGCAGAAGUGGCGGCUGCGCAUCUCCUUCACGCCCCGGGAAUGCGCCGUGCUCCAUGACAUCCACUUCGACAACCGCAGCGUUCUGCAUCGACUGUCCUUUAGCGAGCUGACGGUGCCUUACUGUGAUCCCCGGCCCCCUUACCACCGUAAACAGGCCUUUGACUACGGCGACGCCGGAGCCGGCCGUACCGCAAAUAACCUCGGACUGGGCUGCGACUGUCUAGGUGCCAUCAAAUACCUGGAUGCCACCCUCGUCACACCCACCGGAGAGCCCUCCCUUGCUAAAAAUAUUUGCUGUAUUCACGAAACCGACGACGGGAUCCUAUGGAAACAUACCAAUUUAAUGACGGACCGUGCUGUUGUGGUGCGUAAUCGCAAGCUGGUCAUCCAAUAUGUCAUCACGCUGGGUAACUAUGAGUACAUCUUCUCCUACCAGCUCGACCUAGCAGGAGGCAUCUAUCUCGAGACGCGUCCCACGGGAGUCAUGUCGCCCGUAGGCAUCGACCAGGGCAAGACGUCGCCGUACGGCACCGUCGUGGGGCCGGGAGUUUUGGCUCAGAACCAUCAACACAUCUUUGCCGUGCGCAUCGACCCAGCCAUUGACGGGCAUGCCAACACGGUUACCAUGGAGGAUUCCGUGCCCAUGCCGAUGGAGCCGACAAAGAAUCCAUACGGCAACGGCUACGAGGUGCAGUCCACAAUCAUCACCAAGUCCACUCACAUUGACGCCUCGCCGUUGACCAACCGCGUGGUCAAGAUAUCCAACCCCUCCAAGACCAACCCGAUCUCUGGCCGCCCGGUGUCGUACAAAUUUGCCCCGGCACCGACGCAACUGCUCAUGGCGGAUGCAGCAUCCGACAUUGGCCGCCGCGCCAAGUUUGCCAGACACCACGUCUGGGUGACGCGACACGCCGACUACGAGUUCUGGGCUGGCGGCGAGUUCACCAACAUGUCACGCGAGGAAGAGGGAGGCUGCCAUGACGCCGCGGCCCGCAAUGACGACGUUGAGAAUACCGACGUCGUUGUGUGGGCCGUUUUCGGCUUCACGCAUUCUCCUCGCGUGGAGGAUUGGCCAGUCAUGCCCGUGGAGCGUCACGAGUUGCAUCUGCGGCCGGUUGACUUCUUCGACGCCAACCCGGCCUUGGAUGUGCCCAGCCAUCGCAAUACAGCGUCUGUCUUGGUGGACGGCGAGUGCUACGUGAAUGGUGCUUGA